Bufo bufo (common toad) is the source of this 6577-nucleotide messenger RNA. It is a transcript of the gene GOLGA1, whose product is annotated as golgin A1. The record is from RefSeq and is a predicted model, not a curated record. NCBI's taxonomy places the organism in Eukaryota, Metazoa, Chordata, Amphibia, Anura, Bufonidae. Gene Ontology annotation, cellular component: Golgi apparatus. The coding region runs from base 176 to 2743 and encodes 855 amino acids. The transcript has 24 exons.
GAGCCUCACCUGACCGAGGCGCUGCGGUGACGUCAACGGCCACAUCUCUCGUAGAGCAGAGGAGAGACGGAUACCGGCGAACCGGCAAGUAGAUGCUGUGACGUCACAUGAGGGUUCAGCACUCUCCAGCUGCAGAAUGGACGUGAAGGCGGACGCUGUGAUCUGAGGUCCUGCGAUGAAACGUACCCCUUACAGAGUUCCCGACACCUCCCGAGCGCAUCUCGUCUCUGAUUCUCAGCUGGGAAGCCAUAGCCAGAAAGAAGGGGGAAUGUUCUCCAAUCUUAAGAAAAAACUUGCGGAGGAGGGGGCCAUAGCGCCGCGGCCUGGUGGCGCUGCUCGCAUCCCACGCUCUAUCAGCAAAGAGUCGAUCACAUCUGUUGGGGCUGAUUCUGGGGAUGACUUUGCCUCAGACGGCAGCAGCUCCCGCGAUGAUCGGCCUUCUCAGAUUUCCAGAAGGAAUGAUCAGAUCCGCAGACUGGAAGCCAAAUUAUCAGAUUACGCAGAACAGGUCCGACACCUGCAGAGGAUGAAAGAGAAACUUGAGCUUGCUUUAGAAAAGCACCAGGAUUCAUCAAUGAGGAAGUUUCAAGACCAAAACGAGAUGUAUAAUGCAAGCCGAGCCAAGAUGGCGGAAGAAUAUUCACUUUCUCUUGAAAAGAAAGACCAGGAAUGGCUACUGAAGCUUGCAGCACUUGAAGAGGAGAAGAGAAAACUUUCUGACCAGGUGGAAAUGAUGAAAAAACAGAAUAUCUCUUUGUUCCAAAAACGAGAAGAUCUUGAUGAGUUGGAAGUGUUUCAGCAACAAGAAAUGGCAAAAAUCAAGCACAUGCUGUUAAAGAAAGAAGAAUUACUGAGUAAAGCUGAAAAAGACUUAGAGUUAAAAUGCAGAGAAGCCGAGACAUCUCAGGCAGAGCUUCAGGACAGCCAGCGUCUCUCAGAUAAACUCAAGAAAGACCUUGAGCAACUCCAAGAAGAAAACUCCAAGCUGGCUGAGCAGAGGACAGAACUGGCAUCAACUCAGGAAGGGGCAGAGAAGAAGGUUACCGAGCUGGAACAGAGACAGCAGGAACUCCAGGACUUUAUCCAGCGACUGUCUCUGGACUUGCAGAAGGCCCAGGCUGGAGCCUGUAGCAGCGAGAAGAGACUGAAUGAUGUUCAGAAUGAAUACGAAACGCUAAAGCUACAGCAUGAACAGCUGAAAUCCAAGAUGGCAAUAGAAGCUGGUGAAAAGGAUGCCUUAAUUAUCCGCUUGCAAGAAAAAGUCAAUUUGCUGGCGAAGACACUUGAAGGAACUUUCUCUGGGGAGAAAGGUCUGCAAGAACUUCUUAUGGAGAAAGCAGGCCUAGAAACACGACUGGAUGAGACAAGACAACAGUUAUUGGAGACCAGGAGUCUACACUUGGAUAGAGUCUCUCAGAUGGAAUCCCAGACUGCAAAACUAAACAGCAGGUUACAAGAUAUGCAGGAUUUCUUACAGCAGAAGGACACAGAGAUGAACCAGUUCAAAGAUGAAAGUUCCUUAAAGCUCAGAGAUGUACAGCAGACGUUACAGACAGUCCGAGAAGAACUACACGCUCGAGAGAAGGAGCUGAAGCAGAAAGAGGAGCAAAUCACUUCAUGUCAAUCAGAGCUGAAAUCUGAGAGCGAUAAAUUAACACAUCAGCUGCAGAGUGUGAGACAGCAAUGUGCGGAGAAGGUGGGUCGACUAGAAGCCCAGGUCUCUGCCCUGGAGAGUGCUCGAGAAAUUGAUAGGACAUCAGCACAGCACAAUAUUAGUCUUUUGGAACAAGAAAAGGAGUCUUUACAGGAAAGAAAUAAAGAUCUGGAAGCUGCUCUCAAAAAGCUGGAAGCCGAUCAGGAGAAGAUGAAGGAGGAGCUGAGUAGUAGAGAGACUGUGAGCGUUGAGAUUGCCAAAGCUUUGGAGGAAACACGGAAGCAGAAAGAAGAUCUUCAGCAACAGGUAGUAGAUCUGACUGCUGUAAUUGAAAGGAACACACAGGAGAUAUCUCUAAAGAAGGAGGAGCUGGUGAGAAAAGAUGAAGAGGCUGCACUACUGAAAGGAGAUUAUGAUGCCAUUGUAUUAAAAAUGCAGCAGCUGCAGUCUGAACUGGAAACGUAUAAAACUAAAGCAGCUCAGAGCGAGGAGUCUGCUGAGAAACACGUAAGAGAUGUCGGCCUGCAGCUGCAGGAACAAAAAGAGGCUCUGCAGGCAAGUGAGACGCAGGUGUCCUCGCUCCAACAAGAAGUGUCCACUCUUCAUGAACGUUUGCAUGGAACCCAUACUCAGGAGCCUAAUGGAGCGGUGACAGUGGGUGACAUUGCACAGCUCCAGAAGGAGAACAGGGAAAUGGAGCAACAGAUUGUUGAAAAAAAUAAGACUAUAAAACAACUCCAGCAGCGAAUGGCAGAACUGAAGAAGACUUUGCAGAAAGAGCUGAGACUGAAACCAGAAGCAGAAGAGAAGCUGAAUCCUGCGGACCCCCCGGCCCCAUCCCUCACCGUGACCAAUAACGCUGAUCUCAAUGAUUCCCGGGAGAUAAACUUUGAGUACUUGAAACACGUUGUUCUGAAGUUUAUGUCGGCACGGGAAGCAGAGGCCUUUCAUCUUAUUAAAGCUGUAUCAGUAUUGCUCAACUUCUCCGUGGAGGAGGAAAAUCUACUUAAGGAGACACUAGAAUAUAAGAUGUCCUGGUUUGGUUCUAAGCCGGCUCCAAAAGGUUCAGUCCGCCCAUCGAUUUCCUAACCAAGGACACUGUGGUCUUAAGUGGACUGAACUUUUGGUACUAAACUCCUUUUUGGCUGCACUUUCUAUGAAAAUGACAUUGAUGCUUGAAGAUUUUGGUGCGUUCUAACUCCUCUCCCUACUGUUUGCUUUUUGAGCUUUUCCCUGACCUGUUUACAAUCCGAGUAUCUCGGUGGCGACUUUAUUUCGGUUCGGGUGGAUGAUUAAUAUUCACUCAACCAGCACAGAGAAAUGACAACCUCAAACCACUGACAUAUGAUCCUAUGCAAUGGAAGACUCCUGUACUGUUCCUUUCCUGCACAUGAGCUGCAUUCCACUCCAUGACCGGCCCAGUUCUUAGUGUUCGGGAGCUGCUAUCGUGUGAUAUCUGGCCAGCGACACUGAGAAUCGGAAGGAUUUUAUUUCUGCAUCUUGCUUCCUUUCUCUUUCAAAGGGCUUUUGUCGAAACCGACAAGUAGUGGUUCAUGGCACAGCGUAAUUUAUGGUGUUUUAUGGGGUAGUGCCAUUCUGGGCCUUUUAAUUCCACCCAAGUCUCAAAAUUAUAAUUUUAUAUAAGAGGAAAUUCAGUUUUAAAUGAAACCUGCAAGAAACUGUAGGACUCCUGCGUUCAUGAAUGGUGAAGGUAGCAAUGCUGUUCUUCUCCGAGCAUCUUGGCCGUCAGUUGCUCACCAUUCUUGGUAGGUGGAAAUAUUAGGUGGGUAUCCUAUUCCUACUUGAUCUGUACAUGAUUACAUAUGAUCUGGCUAUUGGGGGUUGGGGGGGGGGGGGGGGGGGGGGUUGGAAUAGCAGUGAUGAUUGUUAUUCAUACAGGCGAUCGGGGAUCCCCAAUGUAAAAUGAUCUAACUGGAGACGACUAAAGUUCAUGUUAUAUAAUGUUCCAUGGUAUCACAUAUACUGUAUGCUCAGGAAUAUUUUGAUAAUUCUGUUCACCUUAUACAUGACUAUUCGGAUGCCGUAAUAGCCUCACACAGUCCUGCUGAACAGAUCACCAUUGUGCACUGGACUCUGGUGUAACGGCCAUCUGCAUCCCUUUGCUUUUUGGUUGCAAAGCCGAUCGCAGAACACAUCCAGUCAGACGGUAUGCAGUCAUCAGAGUGACAGGGACUUGGUGUGUAUGUAAGGUCUUAAAAAUGACCUGUCCCCAAACCAAAAAGAAUGUGACAUACAUAUACAUAACUGUUUGCCAUGCUUCACUGAUGGGGGGGACCUGAUUAGAUGCCUCCUUCAUUCUUGAGAUGUGUCCCGAUAGUUGCGGAGCCAGAUAUGUUUAAUCAGACUGACUAGCCACGGAGGUGUCACCCGUCACUCUUCUUUACUAGGGGAGGUUUUUCCUCUGCGGUCACAGAGAAUCAUGUUGCAGCGUGAUCUCACGGGAACUGGAGGUUUUCACAAGACCACACUUCAUCAUAGCUUCAGACGGGACCGUGUCUCACUCAGUCUCUGUGAGGAAGAAACCUAGCAAAGAAGAGGAGUGACUGGUCACACCGCCAUGGUUUGACAGUCGGGAUAGACCUAUCUGGUGCCGCAACUUUUCGGGCACAUCUGAAGAAUGGGUGGGGGGGGGGGGGGGGGGGGGAGGUGAUAUGCACCCAGUCAUAAUAGCAAGUAUGCCAUGCUAAGGGAUGCAUCUGUAUGUCAAUUAUUUUGGUUUGGUGACAGGUCCUCUUUAAAAAGUAACUAAACUUAAAGUUUUGAUCGGUGCAGAUCCAGGUGCUGAACCCCCCACUGAUCACUAAAACUGCGGUGCAGAAGUGAUCAUCCAAGGGACGUGCCCCUUCAGCUUUUAUCAGACAUUUUGGUCUCCUUCUUCCCUAUUUGUCGCUGCAGAUGGUUUCUGGUAUUUUAUUCAAGAGAAAGCAGUCACUAAUGUCAGACAACUACCUAUGUAUCAGAAAUAUAGCAGCGGCAGGCAUGUAUCAGAGACGCCAGAAGUUGCAUCAGAUCAGUAUAGGACUGGAUAGUAAAUUAUUGUGCAGAGCGCAACUUUCUAAAGUAUUAAGUUAAUGAAUUUCCUUGCUCUAAUCUCCCACAAAGCACUUUACUGGUAAGGGGGACAUCAUAACCGCGUCUCAGUGUUAUCUGGUCUUUGCGUCCCUACUGUGAUUUUAGCUCUUCAUCUAGUCCUUUACCUCAUGUUGAUUCUAGCCCUUCAGACGGCUGAUAAUUCAUCACUCAUCGUUGUGUUCGGCUGCUGGAAUGAGAGUAGAUUUAUGGGGACAUGUAUCAUUGUAGUGUAAUAAAAUCCAUUCCCUUUGCCAUCCUGACAUCGUGCAGAGAUAAUGGUGACCAGAGCGGACACUCGUAUGCUGCCAGAUAACCAUCAGAGCCGAUCAGUCUUAUUACUUUACAGGAGGGACAGAAUGAUAAAGUUAUAAACUAUGAGUUCAAACAUCCGCUAUUAAGUGAACCUGAACCCUUGAAAACCAACUACCUUCAUAAUAACUUGUGUUCUUCUUUCUUUGAAGUUUUUUUUUCUAACUUUGGGCACCCAUGUGGCAGGACCUGCAGAGAAAAGCAAACGUACUUGCUUCCUGCCGCUGGGUUCUGGCUCUUGAGCUUCCCCGGUGCUAAACUUCCUGUUUGAUGCAGGUCACAUGUGCCACUGCAGCCAAUUGCUGGCUGCAGCGGGGACCCCAUACAUCAUCCUUGAGUCAGACGUCACUGCUGUGGCCAGCCAUCAGCUGCACAAGUGAUGAGUGUCAGGGGGAGCAAAGUAGCCGAAACCCAAUGACAGGGAGCAGGUAAGUAAUUUCUUCCCUCUGCAGGACUGGCCACUGGGGUGGAGGGGGGAUGAGGGGUGUGUGGCCAAAAGGCCACCCUUUGACAUGUACACAUUUAAGUGAUUUGGAGCAGAAUUUCUCAGUAAAAAGCAAAGUAAACCUGGCCAAACAUAUUUGAUGUAUGUCAGCCAAACCCAGUGAUUGCGGCAGCAUCCGUCCAUCAUAUAAUGUCUGUGGGGAGCUACCGAGACUCCUUUGGCGGCAUUAGAUAGGGGAUAGAAGGGUCUGGCAAGUUGGAUUUUAAAACGCGGAUCCUUUUGUUCUUUGAGAGAUAAGCCUCCCAUAUAAGUGUCUGUUAGCAGCUUUUUCCCCUUUCCCAUUCACAAUACAUGCAUACUUGGCUCAGUCUAGCAUGCAUGUGUAUGACAGAGAUCAGAGAGACAGCUGUUGGCUGACAUUUAAUACAUUUGUAUUUGGCAAGUUUAAUGGGUAGCUUUACUGAGUAAAAAAUAAAUUUAAAAAAUUGGUAUGUGAAAGAGACAUAUUAAAAGUUUUGAUCUGUAGGGGUCCGAGCGCUCAGACCCUCACUGAUGGGACCGACUGAUAGGCUCAAUAGAAAGUCUAUCUCCUGAAGAUAUACAAGCCCCUCUGUCUCCUCGGUCUAGGGUGCAGACCCCACCGAUGAAAACGUUUGAUAUGUUUUUUGAAACUUUAAAUCCUGAUGACUAGGAGAUAGCGGGAUGCAUAAUUGCCCACACGGGAUGAUUGACCCUGUAUCCGAGCGUGUAUGCAGAAGACUGGCAAUCCCCCAGUGUGAGCAGGGUAAUUAGGACUCAGUCUCUCCUAGGAGUCCUGUAAGGAUUUACUCAGAAAUCCUGCACCAAAUCCUGUAAAACGAUAUAACACUGAGCUCCACAUCCCUCCCUCAUAGGACAGCCUGAUGAGUGACAUGAGAUAAGAGGAAGGGUCUUUUUAUACCAGGGGAACACUAUUAGGGGGCAUUUUAUAUACAGAGGGGCACUAUUGGGUGGAUUUUAUAUACAGGGGGUACUGUGGGGUCCUUAUAUGCUGGGGCAUUGCGGGGGUGUACUGAAGGCGCUGCAGAUAUUGGGAU